AUGGUCCGCAUCAACUCCGCAGCCCUCCUGGGCUCUGCCAUGGUUGGCUUGAGCAGCGCAGCUGGCGCCGGCACCAAGGCCGAAUACGCGUCGGGCGAGGUUCACCACCGCAUCAUGGGCAUCAAGAUGGCCCAAUGGGAAGCCGAGGCCGAGGCCGGCCUGAUGGACAGCGCCCGCUACCCCGAGCUCGGCUACACCCCGUGCGUCGACGGCUUUGCGGCCGCCAUUCCCGGGGACGCCAACAACACCUUCCGGUGCGGAAACAUCGACCUUUACCACUUCCUGUCGCAUGAGGCCCUAGGCAGCUGGGGAGGACGAGGGUCCUCGUCUUGGGGCUGGACCUCGGCCGACGGCAGAGAGUUCGUAGCCAUCGGACAGUACGACGGCACGGCGUUUGCUGAAAUCAGCAAGGAGGGCAAGCUCGUCUACCUCGGCCGGCUGCCGCAGUACGACGCCAUUGGGUCGAACUGGCGCGAGAUCCGCAUCGUGGGCGACAUCGUCGUCAUCGGAUCCGAGGCCAUCAAGCACGGCGUGCAGUUCUUCGACAUGAAGAAGGUGCUCGACCUCGACCCGGCGAACCCCAAGAACUUCACGCAGGCGGAUCUCACGGGCCACUGGGACGAGCUCCCCGUCGGCCGGACGCACAACAUCGUCGUCAACCAGGAGCUCAACUACGCCAUCGCCUGCGGCUCGGUCGGCGGCAACGAGACGAUCCGCGUCCGGGACAACCUGCCGUGCCGCGGCGGGCUCAUCUUCCUCGACAUCAGCGACCCGACCAACGUCACCAGCCCCGGCUGCGCGGCGGGCGACGGCUACGUCCACGACGCCGAGUGCCUCGUCUACCGCGGGCCGGACGCGCGGUACUACGGGCGCGACAUCUGCUACGGUUACAACGAGGACACGCUGACCAUCUACGACGUGACGGACAAGAAGGGCAACGUCACCAAUAUCAUCUCCAUCAGCGACUUUCCCGGGGCCGAGUACAUCCACCAGGGCGUCGUCAACAACGAGACGUGGCAGGAGUACCUCUUCCUGGACGACGAAUUCGACGAGCGCGACGCCAAGGUGGGCCCGAUGACGCAGGGCCUGCCGACAACGCACAUCUUUGACAUCCGCGACCUGGAGAAGCCCGCGUACACGGGACACUACGCCGGCAAGAGGCGCUCCAUCGACCACAACCAGUACAUGUUCAACGGCUACCUGUACCAGUCCAACUACGGCAACGGCAUCAACGUGCUCGACGUGUCGAGUGUCACAAGCGACCCCACGGGCGCGGGCAUCUGCGAGGUCGGCUUCUUCGACGUGUACCCCGAGGACGACGAGGCGGAGGGCGGCGGCGUGGUGCAGUUUGCGGGGUCCUGGUCGUCGUACGCCAAGUUCGAGUCGGGCUUCAUCUUUGUGCACACCAUCGAGCGCGGCAGCUUCGUGGUCAAGAUGACAUCCAAGGAGUGCCUCAAGGCGGCCACGGACUGCAGCGCCGAUAACUGCCUCCGGGCGCUGCGCGCGAACACGAUCCCCGGGCGCCUCGAGGAGUCGCUGGAGUUCUGCGGUAACUUCACGGCGCGCCAGAGGACUGAUGAGAGCCUGCUGCCCGAGUACGCCGCCGAAGCCUGCGUCGAGAACAAGGACAAGGAGCCCGUCGCGAGGGUCAGUAGCGCGUGCGCGUGCAUCCCCACGCCCGUCGUGCCCGAGCUGCCCAGGACGACGACGCGUCCUCCUGUGCCGACGGUGCUGCCUCCCAAGGCAUAA
Messenger RNA from Colletotrichum graminicola M1.001, 1749 nucleotides. RefSeq lists its product as uncharacterized. The record is from RefSeq and is a predicted model, not a curated record. The coding region runs from base 1 to 1749 and encodes 582 amino acids. Gene Ontology annotation, cellular component: extracellular region. The transcript is spliced from 3 exons. Lineage: Eukaryota; Fungi; Ascomycota; Sordariomycetes; Glomerellales; Glomerellaceae.